Molecule: messenger RNA, 3758 nt
Organism: Dermacentor andersoni
Lineage: Eukaryota; Metazoa; Arthropoda; Arachnida; Ixodida; Ixodidae
Biological process (GO): protein processing
Cellular component (GO): plasma membrane
Molecular function (GO): metalloendopeptidase activity
Source: RefSeq, a predicted model, not a curated record
AUGGCCGAGGAAGAGGAGGACAGUGCUAACGACGGCUUUGGAGCGGACGUCACCGAACACGACGAAGAGGGCGAUCAGCAGCAACCCUGGAACAACGAGUUCCCGCCAGCGACGCGCAACGUUCUGCUCACGGCACGACCUCAAGUGUUCGCCACCUUCCAGCUGCUGACGCUGGUGGCCGUAGCCGCGUACGCCUACUGGAACCCCAAGCCCCGGCGGUUGGCCCUGCAGAUGAGCUGCGCCAGCCUGGACUGCUUCAACGUGCAAGCCGAGCUGCACUCCUCCAUGGACCUGAGCGCCGAACCGUGCGACGACUUCUACCAGUACGUGUGCGGACACUGGGCCGAGGGCCACCCGCGGUACCAGGACCAGUUCCGCUACCUGGAGGCGAAGGUGUACAUGAAGGCGAACGACAGGCUGCGCGAACGUUUCGAGCACCUGCUGGAGCCGAGCAAGCCGCUGAGCACGUCCGACAAGGCCGUCCUGAGCUACGUGGCCUGCGCCGAGGUGCUGCGCCGGAGCAUCGACGCGCCCUGGCUCAUCGACAGCUUGCUGUUCAUGGGAGAAGACAAGCCGGGUCACUUCCUCGCCACUUCCGGAAGCAAGAACGCUUCGGCCGAGGCGCUCGCCACCCUCGUCUCGCUGGCAAUGGACUACGACCUGGACUUGCUGUUCGAGGUCGUCCUCACUCCAGAUUCCAAGUCUCAGGGCCGGAGCGUGGUGAGCGUGGGCCACAGUGCGUCCCUGCUGCGUUGGAAGAGGCACCGGGAGCGCUACCUGACGGCCGAGUCGACGGCUCGCUGCGUGCGCCAGUUCGUGAGCGUGAUGACGUGCGACUGCAACCGGGAUCCGGGCCUGACGGCCGCGCUGGUCGCCAUGGAUGCCCAGGUGACCGCCAAGAUGGCCGUCUCCGCCGCUACUUCCGCCGGAAGGGGUGCGCGCUUGCGGUUCCGCGACGUUCCUUCCGCCUACGCUGGCGUCUGGCUGCGCGCGGUUCGUGACAACCUGCGGGCGGCGGUUGAGAGUGGCGAUGAGGACGACGGAAGCGCCAAUGAGCCCACCCCAAUGCCUUCGGGCACCGGAGGACUCGGCGGCCGCCAACCUUGGAACCUGACCGGCAACAGCGUCUUGUACGCGUCGGACCCGAGGCUGUUCAGUCUGGUGGACGAGAUGCUGACCCUGCACCCGGAGUCACACGUGCGAUUUUACAUCGCCUUCCAGGUUGUGCGCGCCCUGGCCCCGUUCGCGUCGUACCGCCUCACCGAGUCCCUGUUCAGCGACGACAACGCGACGGCCGUGUACCUGUACGUCGCGGACGCGUGCACGGCUGCCGCCAGCAAACUCACUUCGUUCGCCCUGGCCACCGUCGUGUUCCAGCACGUGCUGUCGGAGCGCCGGGUGAAGCUCGCUUACGAACAGGUGGACGCACUGCGCAACGAAACGAUGGCGUCCCUGUCGUGGCUCGAGGAAAGCGAGCAAGAGGCGGCUCGCAAGCGGUUGUCGUCUCUACGCUCGCUGGUCGCCUGGCCCGAAUGGCUCAACUCGAGCGACGCCCUGGACGCGUACUUCGCUGGCAUGCCAGACUUCCGCGGCUACUACGUCGAAGUCUACCUGGACUCCGUCAAGGCGCUCAGGAAGCGGCAAAAAGCGCGACUGCUACUUCCGCGUGCGGCCGGUGUCAGAGGGGAUAACGUCACGGGACUUCUCGCCGGGGGCCCCGAAGAAGGCGCGCACAUUCAAGGAUUCAGGCCGUCGGUGCGGUACAGCGCCUGGCUCGACAGCCUGUUCAUCUCGCCCGGGACGCUGUUCGAGCCGGUCCUCUUCGCCGCCGACAGUGACAACCAGUCGGUGAGCGGCGACGGUGGAGACAACGCCACGGCGUCCGCGUCGAGCGUGGUGAUGGCUCUGGCCCUGGCCGGGCUCGGGCACCUCGUGGCGCACGAAUUGUGGCACGCCGCCCUAGGCGAGCGCACCGUGGGCAUCUCGCCAGAACCGGACAUCACGCUGACCGGAGCUCGUGUCCGCAGGCAUGCCUGUCUCACCGACGUGUACAGAGGGGCCGCUGGCGUUGCCGGCGCUGGGCCCGAAACGCGUGCCAUCGCUUCGCGGAUCGCCAGUGCCGCGUCUGAGAACCUGGCCGACGUUGCCGGACUGCAGGUGGCGUAUGCGGCGUACACUGCUUCUUCGGGCGUUCUCGGGGCAGCCGCCGCGAAGAACGAGACCAAGGCGGGUAAUGCCACCGAGCCGGCCUCCUGGAUCUCCCGCGUCACGGGCUUCACGGAGCGCGAGCUGUUCUUCAUCGCCUCCUGCUUCAAGUGGUGCGCGUCCGUCGCGGACGAAGUGGUGCCGGGAUCGUUGGGUUUCACGCCCGCGCGGUUGCGCUGCGACGUCCCGGCGGCGCUGACCGGCGGCUUCGCCGAGACGUUCGGCUGCAGCAAGGAGCACCGAAUGUCCCGCAUCGCCGCCAACUACUCGUGCGCCUCGCCCGGGGAACCAAUCGUGCCUCCGGUCCGGGUGCCGGGUUCCGCAGGAACCGAGUUUUCCGUCGCCGUCAGCGGUGACGGAAAAGCGACGACACCUUGACGAUACUUUCUUCGAAGGGUCGGGGUCGGCGUUUUAGUUAGAAGUUAUUUAUUUGUUUUUGUUAUACUGAUUGCCGAAUCGCUACAAAGGCACAUCAUCAAUGUAAAUCAAUGCUGCAAUAUUCAGACACAACCGAUCUCAAACGCUUGCGUCUUUUUUGUAGAGAAUGGACCAGAAUAGGGCAAAUGUCAAGGCACUGUUUACGCAAGUUCUAAAUAUCAACGCGGCUACACUAUAACAAAAAUACAGAACAGUCUAACGUUUCAAUAAAGGUACAAGCUCAAAACAACCGUCCGAACCAUAUCACUGACGAUAAGGCGCUCCUGCGCCUACAUCACCGCGUACGUUUCCCGGUAAACAUCACUGUUGCGAGAUCUACCGCGGCGACGGCAGCUUGACUGGCGCACACCAAGCAGUGAGUGACGCAACUACUCGUUAGUAAGUAAAACAACAACCCGCCUAGCAACUGAUUUGUGUUGUGGCAGUGCUAUGGGAAGAUAGGACGAUUCCUUCGGCUCUGAAAUCAUUUACUGCAACAGCAUCAUUGUCCUUGGAGAUCACCAUCUAAUUUUGCUUGUCUGCUUUUUUUCUGGAAUAAUUACGCUCACCUAUUACGGAGGGCCCAGUGCAAGAUAAUUAUGGAGUUUGAUUUACUCGAAUGAUUCAUAAUUUGAGAGAUUACAAUCAACACAUUGAAGAGAUCAGCGGCCACAAAUCGUGUUUGUUCCUGUAUGAAAGAAAUUGCACGUCAUAUUAUUUGUGUUCUUAAGUCUCCAUAAUUAGGUUUUUUUGUCGCUAAGCACGUAAGCGCCACUAGAAAAGAAAGAGAACACGUUUCAAUCACUGCAUUUAGAAGAACGGAAUCGACCAAUUCAGCCACUCAAGGUGUGGGAAUGGCCUAUUUGUCCCCAUUCCGAGGAGUUAAAAGGAGUGGAAUUACGGUGAUGAUCACUCUCCGGAAUGGAGUAGGAAUUGAAUGGAGGGGCUCCACUCCGCAACCCUAGUAGACAACGAUUAUGCGGCGAAACAUUCGCAACAUUCACAGCACUCACUCAGCAUCCGCAGCAUCUAUUGGGAACGUCGAUCUAACAUGCAGCUUGAAACGUUAAAGGCCGCGCACGAUUUAUUCGCGGCCAAUGAAACGAGCUAGUCUGUGCUACGUGUAGCACAGGUGA